Molecule: messenger RNA, 1282 nt
Organism: Pecten maximus
Lineage: Eukaryota; Metazoa; Mollusca; Bivalvia; Pectinida; Pectinidae
Exons: 3
Coding region: 180-1022 (280 amino acids)
Source: RefSeq, a predicted model, not a curated record
AUGAAAUAUUACCGUGAAAAACAAUCUGGAAGCUGCUCCAGCAGUAUAAAAGGCGACUCCGGGCGAGUUACUUCACUGACCACAAGAAAGUAUAGAAGUGUGACAGAAAACGAACAACUGGUUACACAAAGGUAAGACUCGACAGAAUAAGAAACCGUUUCAACACCGAUUACAUACAGAUGUUCAAGGGUCCGGUACUUGUUGCUGCAAAAAUCACCAUUCUCGUGAUACGAUGUAUUUGCGGGGAUGUGACUUUUGGAGAGAAACAUCUCCAAUUAGGAAGUUUACCAAAAGAUCUCUCGAUUGAUACCGACCAAUUAUCGCCAGUAACAACUGAAGCUGGCGCCACAGUCCAUGGGAAGAUUCCUGAAGGAUAUUACUUAACAAGCAUGGGGCGCACGGGACAUUCGGCAUAUGGUGACAUUAUUGAGGACAAAACAUCGUCCCAACUAGCCAGGACGCGACUACACCAUCAAUAUCCCAACAGGGCCUACACUAACACUGGCGAAACAGAUUUAGAGUCAGACUCUCAGGUAGACUUUGAUCCAGAUUAUGUUGCCGAUAUUUCCAAAUAUCUUACGAAUGAAAUAUUGCAGAUCGUCACCAAUGGGAAUAAAUUUAGCUCGACAAUGAUAGCAAAAAUACUGGAAACCUUGAUGUUGGAGAAUCAGCCCAAUGGAAAAUCAGAAUUGUCGAAAACAUUAAACAUGCCCGAAAACACAUCAGCUACUAUCAGUAAUGGCAGUACUGUGACGUCAAAUUCUGUUUCUGGCCCCUUCUUCAGGCCAGUCAAGACGAUGGCUGAUGUCAUGGCUCUGGGGAAACCUAAGGCUUCCACGGUAGUUCACGAGCAGAAGAAAGCCUUCUUUUGUCCACUGAUGUAUCGCACGGCCUUCUCCGUCAGCAGGUGUUGGAUGUUCUCAAAGCUCAUCAAAACGAGACAAGUACGCAUGCGCCAACACGCUAUAGCUAGAGCAAAGGCUGCGAGGAAAAAACUUGCCCGUGCAGCACGGAAAUAUUAACUUGAGCAAAGAACAUAUCAGACAUGUAAUUCCCUCCUUAGCAUAUAUCCGUAAAGAUAAUAUAUAGAACAAGAGACCCAUGGGGCCUGUAUCGUUCACCUGGUUAAAUUUGACCAAACGUCAAAAUAAUGUUCAUGUUCAAUUUGUUAAUAUGUAGCUUAAUCUGUCAAUCUCGAACAAUGCUAUAUAUGGUUAUAGUGUAGGAUCCCAACUGCUUUAAAGAAAUAAUGAAAUCCAGACUCUCUAAGGGUGUGAAAAGA